AUGGCUCGCAAUGAAAGCUUGGUAACUGAUCCAAAUUUAAUGAGCAUUUGGUAUCAUGAUCACAAAGUUUCGAUUGAUACCAUGCGUCAAAUGAAGAAGCAUCUUUAUAAGAACUUUUCUUAUUCGCGUGUUUUUAGCAAAAAAGAAAACUUACUGGAUUACCUUGGUAAUAAGCUCGUAAUUAAACGUACAGUUCUUAUCUUGAGUAUGAAAAAUAAGAAGGAAGCAGAAUCCAUAGCUAAGCUUGUCAAAAAUCGUGGCCAACGCCUCGACUUAUGUCUACUACCACGUGAGUUGCAUGUCGGCUUCUCCUCUGCAAAUAUUGAUUCUGCCCAUUCACAUAUCGAGAAAAGCUUCAAUAGUAUUGUCGAGGAGCUACUCAAACAAACUGCACCCGCGUCACCAACUGCUGUAACUCUGGCGGAAGAAGAGAAAACUAUCAAAGAGGAGGCAGUACGUUUUGAUAGUUUCAAUACGGUUCCUAAAGAUAGCUGGCUAUAUGAUUUGAAUAUCGAGUCCCUGAAAUUCCUUCUGUUUCAAUCAUUAAUUGAAAUACUCAUAAGAAAGGAAUAUGACGAAAAUUCUUUUCAACACAUGUGGCGCAUUUUCCGAGAAGAUUAUGCAAAUGAUCCUGUAGAAAUCAAUAGGAUUCAGCAAUAUGCAGAGACCUAUGAACCACACAUGGCUAUUUACUAUUACACUCAAAACUCAUGUCUUUUUCGACUCAUUAGUAAAGCUUUUCGAAUGGAGGAUGUUGAACGUCUCUAUCGGUUUGGUUGCUAUCUAUCCGAUCUACAUGAACAAUUAGAACAGACAGAAAAUAACCAAAGAUUAUUAAACCAAAUCGAAGGUAUCAUGGUGCUUUACCGCGGUAAAAGAAUCUCAAUGUGUGUUUUACAACAAUUGAAAGAUAGCAUAGGACAUGUUAUUGCAUUAAAUGGACUGCUUUCAACAAGCACAAGCUAUAAUAUCGCCAGGAUAUAUGCAGGAGAUGGGGUAGCUCAAGGUAAUUACCAAAGUGCCAUAUUUGAGAUACAUGUCGAUUUCAAAACAAUGCAAUUAAUCAGACCAUAUGCAGACGUUACUGAGCUUAGUGCGAUGCCUGACGAAAAUGAAGUUCUAUUUUUCACAGGUUUUGUUUGGAGAGUAGAAUCCAUGAAUUUUGAGAGGAAUUAUUGGAAAAUUAAGCUUCAAUCAUGCACAGAUGAAGAUAAUGACCUGAUAAAGCAUAUUAAAGAGACAAGACGGAACUGUUCCUACUUAACUGUGGGAAAAUUUUUGACAGAGCUCGGUGAUCAUGCUCAAGCAAGUAACUUUUAUGAACGUAUGCUGACGGAUGAAAAGCUUACUGAUGAAAUUCGUUGUGACAUCCUUGUACAUCAGGCCAUGUUAGCCGAAGACCAAGGUGACUAUUUGAAGGCCCUAAAAUAUUUAAAAGAAGUAGAGAGAUUGGUCAAACUUGAAACAGCGUCGAAUCUCAAUCAGCCAUUACGACUACGACCACUUUUCGCGCACAAAAAUAUCACUUCUAAAUUGCACAUUUUUUAUAAUAUGGGUGUCUUGUAUUGGAAAGAUGCGAACUCUAAAUUAGCUCGACAAUAUUUUGAAGCGGCUCUUCAACAAAAAGGAUCCGACGACGAACUAGCAACCGUGCUGAAUAGUUAUGGCCGAUUCGAAUUCGGACUUGGAAACAUUGAACAAGCUCAUAAUUAUUUACAGCAAGCAGUGCAAGUCGCUAAAGACGACGAUCUUUUAUCUGAUUGCACCAUCAAUCUAAGCAUGAUCCGGAGACACGUGUAA
Messenger RNA from Rotaria socialis, 1800 nucleotides. NCBI's taxonomy places the organism in Eukaryota, Metazoa, Rotifera, Eurotatoria, Philodinida, Philodinidae. The record is from the annotation of a GenBank genome assembly.